Molecule: messenger RNA, 513 nt
Organism: Trematosphaeria pertusa
Lineage: Eukaryota; Fungi; Ascomycota; Dothideomycetes; Pleosporales; Trematosphaeriaceae
Exons: 1
Coding region: 1-513 (170 amino acids)
Source: RefSeq, a predicted model, not a curated record
AUGGCCAACCACAACCGCAACCGCUCCCGCCUCAAUGUCGACGUGGCCCCAGAAAAUACCACUGUCGGCAUCCUUCGACACUUGGUAACCCAAGCUGACCCCACCAACGCGGAGCGCUACAACCACAUGAAGAAGGCGAAGCUCAUCGAAGCCAUCUGCCGCCUACGACGCACCAUUCACAUCCCGUUGGAUGAGGUCCUGCUUCCCGGCCUCCGAGACUGGCUUUGCGAGAAGGACCCAGCGCGGGCGGCGGAAUUCCAGACGAUGAGGAAGGAGCAAAUAGUGCUGGAGGUGGAGAAGUUGGAGAUGGCGCUUGUGGUGUAUCAGCCGAUUGAGAAUGGGGGUGGGGCUGGAAUGGUCGGUGAUGGGGCCCUAGUUGUCGCUGAUAGGGCUAUGAUUCUCGCUCAUCGGCUGGAUGAAUGGGACAUUGAUGCGCAAGGGAUGGGAGAGGUCAUGCUGCCUGAGGAUCUCCGAAUCUUGCUGCUUUGGGGAGAAGAAGAGCAGGAAGACUAG